AUGAGUGACGAACAAGUCAACAGCAAGGAGCCUAUCUUGGAAGAGGGCAAGUUCGAUUCCGAGAUUUCCGGCAACACCGCUUACAUCCGUUGGGACGUCAAGGGUGGCGGUGACCGUGAUCACUAUCCUAGCUUUAACACCUGGGAGCCUUUGGAGGGCACUCCAAACAUUCAAGGUUUCACCUGCCGCAGCGCCAUUGACCUCUGGCUUUACCUUGGAAACGACAGCGAGAACGAACAGUUUUCUGGACCAACCGAAGGCAAGAAGAAGAUCGACGCUCGACGUGUUUCAAAGUACAAGAUUGUCGCUCGUUGA
This is a messenger RNA of Fusarium venenatum, 315 nucleotides long. NCBI's taxonomy places the organism in Eukaryota, Fungi, Ascomycota, Sordariomycetes, Hypocreales, Nectriaceae. The record is from RefSeq and is a predicted model, not a curated record.